AUGAUGAUUGCCAAGAUCCUUGCCGCUACCCUUAUCCCGGUGGUCCUCGCUGAGGGGCCAUUUGGGCCGCAAGGGCGCUUCUUCGGUGGCUUUCGUGGACCACUCGCAGCGGCAGCCGCCACACCAGGCAUCUAUUCUGUCGAGCCAGUCUCCCCACCGCAGCCAUACAGCUUUGGCUACGACAACGUGGACGAGUUCGGCACGCAGUCCUACCACAAGGAACAGGGCGACGCCAACAACGUGAAGACCGGGACGUACGGCUACCGCGACGCCAACGGCAUCUACCGCCGCGUGUCGUAUGUGGCUGACGCCAAUGGCUUCCGUGCCACUGUGGACACCAACGAGCCGGGAACAGCACCUGGCGCCAGCGCUGGCGUGGUCUUCAACGCUAGACCUGUCAGUGUCCCUGCGGCGGUGAAAUCGGCGUCAGCUCCUAUUCCAGCAUACGCUGCUCCUGGCACCUUCGGCCUGGCUCCGUGGUCCGGCUAA
Rhipicephalus microplus (southern cattle tick) is the source of this 489-nucleotide messenger RNA. RefSeq names its product cuticle protein 10.9. The record is from RefSeq and is a predicted model, not a curated record. Gene Ontology annotation, cellular component: chitin-based extracellular matrix. Lineage: Eukaryota; Metazoa; Arthropoda; Arachnida; Ixodida; Ixodidae. Gene Ontology annotation, molecular function: structural constituent of chitin-based larval cuticle.